AUGCCGUCGCCGGAGGGGCUCUCGACAGUUUUCUGGGCCAGCUGCACCAUCGCGUGCGUAGGCUUCCUCUCACUCGUUGCACAAACCAUUUUCCGGCUCCGUGGAAAGCCCGAUGGCACUGUCGACAGACUCGUCAAGCUAUCAGAAGUGACCACCGACGACGAGGCCCAGGAGCCUACACAUCCGACCAGCCAGCCGUCCGGACGCGUGGACGCAGAGCCAGGCCCGGAGCCCCCCGGAGCAGAUUGCAGGGAAGCGCCCACGAGGCUCCUCGACGACUUGAUGGACUUCCUGAACUCUGAGUUCCAGGCGGCGAGGCCGCUGGACACAACACCGGAGAUCACCAGCGCCGUGUGCGCCUACCUAUCCGCCGCAGGGAACCUCCUGAUGCUGCACCGCGGGCCGCGCGGCAGUGGGAGCACCACCACCAACGUCAGGAUGACCGACCAAGGGCUCAACCUCGCCGCCGGGAGGAUCGUCCAGCACGCCGCGGCCGAGACCGCCUCGCUCGGGGCGCUCGGGGACGUGACCAGGCGCCCGGGGCUCGCCGCGGUCUUCCUGACGGGGAGCCUGUCGCUGGCCGCGGCCUGGACCGCGGUCGCGGCGUACAGCGCCGAGAGGUGCCCGCUGGCCUACCCGCCGGUCGUCCGCGGGGACGACACCGCCGCCGUCACCUUUAUCGCCGCCUGUGCAAGCCCGGAAUCCGACGCGGGGACCAUGCCGCCCCGCCUGAUCGUGGUGGCCCUUGUCGCGUCGGGGGUCGUGAACCUCGCCGUGCCCGCCCUCGUGCGCCGCUUCACCGACGACGAGGAGGUCAGGCUGUCCUUUGCGUAUCCCGCCGGCGUUGCGAUCAGCAUGGCGGUGCCGCUGUUGGCCCUCGGGGUCCACCGGGGUGCACUGGCUGCGGGCUUGAUGGCAACUGUGGGUUUGAUUGCCACAACCUGCAUGGCGGCCGUGUCCUCGAUCGGUUCCUCGGCUUAUGAUGAGAUCGCGAGCCGGUGGGAAGUCGUUGAUGAACAGGGUUCAGAUGAGGAGAGAUAA
This is a messenger RNA of Diaporthe batatas, 1041 nucleotides long. RefSeq lists its product as uncharacterized. The coding region runs from base 1 to 1041 and encodes 346 amino acids. NCBI's taxonomy places the organism in Eukaryota, Fungi, Ascomycota, Sordariomycetes, Diaporthales, Diaporthaceae. The record is from RefSeq and is a predicted model, not a curated record. The transcript has a single exon.